This is a messenger RNA of Venturia canescens, 1150 nucleotides long. RefSeq names its product cuticle protein 19-like. Bases 93 to 689 code for a protein of 198 amino acids. The transcript is spliced from 3 exons. Gene Ontology annotation, cellular component: extracellular matrix. Lineage: Eukaryota; Metazoa; Arthropoda; Insecta; Hymenoptera; Ichneumonidae. The record is from RefSeq and is a predicted model, not a curated record.
UGGAUAUAAGCCCAUAGAAGAGGGAUGAUGACUAUCAGUGUCUUCGCGCUCUUCACGCGAAUACGAAGACGGGGCAUAAACGCGAAGACAACAUGUUCAAGAUCUCGAGUAUUCUCGUUGCGAGCUGCGUGGCAUGGAGCGGCGCAAUCCUCAUCGGUCACAACGGCGAUCACGGCAAUUAUUAUCCCGAAUACGCCGGUUACGAUGGUUUUGCAUCGGCGAACGAAUUCCUGAGUCACCACGUUUUACCGACUGUCGCUGUGCCGGUGCACUCGGUAUCGGCCUCGCCGUACCACGCAGACGCCGCGAUCGGUCACGAGCUCCAUCACGCCCAUGCGCUCGAGGAACAUCACGAUCAUCAUGAGCACCACGCCGGCGGUGACGAUCACGAUUAUUACUCUCAUCCCAAAUACACCUUCAAUUAUGGAGUGCACGAUCCUCACACCGGCGAUGUGAAGACGCAGCACGAAGUCCGCGACGGUGACGUCGUACACGGUUCCUACAGCGUGAACGAGCCCGACGGAAGUGUGAGGAUAGUCGAGUACACGGCCGACGAUCACAACGGUUUCAACGCCGUUGUGAAAAAAGUGGGACCAGCGGUGCAUCCGCCGCCGGUACCGAUCGCCAAGUACGUUCAUCAGUCGCCGGAGUAUUACGGAUACGAGUUCGACAAGCAUCAUUAUGCUUAAUAAAAAAAAGUAGUAAAAUUGGAGAUGAGAAAUAGAAAAAAGCGGAAAUACUUUAAGUUGGGAAAAGUCAACGAAAUUUUUUCGUCGAUCGAAUCAAUUCUUUUUUUUUUUUUUUUUGGUUUUUUUUCACGAACUUAUUGAGUGUACGAAUCGCCCUCUUGGCCUGAUCGUGCCCUCGGACUCGUUUCAAACAAUGUGAAACUCGAGUACUCGACACGUCACGCAAAAUUUCUCGAUCGAACGAGCGCUCGGUAGAAUAAUCGCCUUGAAAUACUUCACGGUUUUGAGAGAGCUCGAAAUGAAACAAUCGCACGGAUAACGGGAAUGCAAAGAAACGUCGAAACCGUCCAACAACAUUUUAUUGAAACGAAGACAAACAAGAGAGCCUGGGGACGAAGAGAAUCAUUUCGUGACGCUGUAAUUUGUAUUUUUAUAUUAAAUUAUAAGAAUAUGAGAACGGA